This is a messenger RNA of Necator americanus (New World hookworm), 669 nucleotides long. RefSeq lists its product as uncharacterized. Bases 1 to 669 code for a protein of 222 amino acids. The record is from RefSeq and is a predicted model, not a curated record. Lineage: Eukaryota; Metazoa; Nematoda; Chromadorea; Rhabditida; Ancylostomatidae. The transcript has 7 exons.
AUGUUCUACAACACGUCUCCCCAAAAAAUAGACCGCCCUCCACCUGUUUAUACGGUUUCUGUUAUGGAGUCCCCGAAACGGAUCAACGCUCGAUCACUGAAAUCAAACGAUAUAAAACUGGAAUGGAUUCCUUAUACGAGAGCGAAUGCUAUAACCUACGCGAUUGUGGCGAUAAUUUCCCUGAUCUACAAUGGGACCUGCUUUGUGCACAAUUUCGGACGAAUGCCUUUGCAGAAGGUUGGAAUCCUCGACGAUAUGUUCGGAGAAGAAGCACUGCUAUACACAGUAGUCAUGCAAUGGAUACUAAUAUUCGCUAUAUUCGCCGUAGGAAUCGCUCUGGAACGUUCGAUUCCACAACCGAUGCAUAUUUUUCUAUCGAUGUUGGCAACUUACGGUAACAUGGUGCUGUUUGCGAUAAACGUUAGGAAGGUAUACGAUGGGAUUAUAAAAGCCGACGCUGAAUAUUUCAUCUUCAUCACUCUGCUGUUUCAUUUAUCUACUGCCCUUUGUGUAUGCUACAUUGUCGCCUUAAGUUACUACAUGAAACAAAAAAGGUUGUAUUGUUCCGACAUCUUAUCGAGUACCGCUCUUCACGCGAGGAAAAGGAAAGAAAAAGAACAUUUAAUGGCUGAGUACUCGAUACCGUUAGAAAUUACAGGACUACUGUGA